This is a messenger RNA of Daldinia decipiens, 1973 nucleotides long. RefSeq lists its product as uncharacterized. The transcript is spliced from 2 exons. NCBI's taxonomy places the organism in Eukaryota, Fungi, Ascomycota, Sordariomycetes, Xylariales, Hypoxylaceae. The record is from RefSeq and is a predicted model, not a curated record. The coding region runs from base 256 to 1746 and encodes 496 amino acids.
UCUAUUGUUUCCAGUGAAACAAACUCUUCUAUAUUCUAUAGGAAAUCUAGCUAUGAGAAGAAAGUAUAUAUAAUAUGGAUGUAGAACCCAGAGCUUUCGAGUUUUUUCUCAUCAUCUCACACAGAUUCCAUCUUAUCAACCUUCUACUUAACAAUAAGAACUACUGCUCUAACAAGCUUAACCAUCUAUAAUCUUCGGCUGCCCAAUUAGUAACCUUUCCUCACAUACUGAACACUUUAUUCAAACAUAACCAAAAUGGGGAAAUUUGAAUCUACAGGCCCUUCAAGCGCCGCUGCGCAACUUUCAUCUGACAAUACCCUUAGCGGGUUCUCUUUGCCCGACCCCGGCUUUGACCCUACUAACAACCAUGCUAUCAAGGCUUACUACGAGAAGAAAGAGAAGAAGGGUGUCCUUGCCGACGAGGAUGGUAUCGAACCAGAUGUCGAAGAAGAGGCUGAGCGAGCAGUCACUGACUGGGAGGCGGCAGUCGGUCGAAAAGCGACCGAAGAAGAGCGCGAAAAUAUGAUGGCGAGAAUUCGACAGAUUCGUGCUGGUGAAUGGCUAGAAGGCGCAAAAGCGCAACUCGUCGGGAAGGCUACUGUCCCUAUCGCCUGGUUCAACCGUCUUGUGGCACAGAACGAAGGGGUUAUCCAUUUUGUUGCCCAGAAAUCUGUUGAAAUGAAGCAACGGAAACAGGAGGCUAACGAGAAAAUCGCGGAGCUCCUAGAAGAAAUCGAGAAGCUAAAGGAUGCUCAAGUGGCCAGCGAGGACAGCAGCAAACUAAAGGCCCAGAUCGAAGAAUUAGAGAAAGAAGUCUCCAGGCUACAGGACGAGCUUAACAAGGCCGAAGAACAAAUAAAGAAGCUCAAGGAGGAGAACGACAUCCUAAAGACACAGCUUAAAGAAAGCCAGGACCGCGAGAAAGACCUCCAAGAUAAAUACGACAGGCAAACAUCCGAGCUAAAUGCUUGCUACAGAAACCUGCGGGAUCGAGAGGACAAGAUUGAACAGCUCGAGGAAGAGGUGAGAGAAAUGCGGAGAAGGGAACGAGCUGUUAGAGAUGAAAACACGAGACUCGAGAAGAUGAUCGCCGAGCUAAAGCGCAGGCUCGAGGACUCCGAGAACAAGAACAAGACAACAGCAAGUCCCGCUCCCGGCCCGUCUGCUGAGUUCGACACUAUGAAGAUACUUCGAGAGCUCAAGGAGGCGAAGGAGAAUAACAAAGACUUGAAAGAGGAGACCAGAGAGCUCCUUGAUCGAUGGAUGGCCCAGGUUGGCGACACAAACAACCUCCUAGAGUUCUACAACGCCGUGGGCGAGGUAAGACAAUCGAUGGGCAGGUUAAAGCAACGGGUCCUCGACUUUUACACGAGUCUUGGAUACGACAACGACCACGUCCGAUCAGCGGGAGAGGCUCUCGAUAACCUCGAGGAGCAGAUGAGGGAACAGCCUGCACAACCGCUCGGCGCCCGACUCUGGGGUCUCAAGCUCGUCGCCGAGAAGCAGAUGCUCGAAACGCAAAACGACGCCGAGAUCAACAAGCGGGUCGAGGAACAGACACAGCUGUCCCGGGUGCAUCGCCGUAAAUUGGCUAGGAAGAUGUUCGAAUGUGGCCAAAGGUUGGCCAUGAUCGCUGCCGCAUGUCCUGACCAGCCGACUCGAGACGCUAUCACGACUGCAUCUGACGAAUGCCUGUCCCCGGCUGCUCUGAUGAAAACGCUUCCGACGUUUGAAGAGUUGUACUAAUUGUCUGUAAACAUCGCGUCUUCAAAGUUGUCCUCGCUACCACCUCUAACGAUAGUUCCUACAAAUGCGGGCUUAAACCAGAGCAAGUAGCUGUUAAUAUCCUAUAGAGCAGCCGAGUGACACUAAGAGUAGGGUCGGGAAAGGGGGGCUAUUCGGUAAAUUGCCUAACCUAGGCGUCUGUGUAUAGGGAUCUUCACCACGUUUCUUCAAUUGCUUACUCGUAAGUU